CAUGGGCUGUUACAAAACCUCUUGUUCAAAUGCUGGACGAUUAUCCAACUCUGCGGAUGAACUGACAAAAUUCCGAAAACUAUGGUGGAAUCAAGGAAACAUACAUCCAAAGCCAAAAUCAAUUGAGAUUAACUCGAACUUAGAAGUGAAUGUUCGUGUAUAUGAACUUCCUUCGGCAUCCCACGAGGCUGGUUGCAGUACGAUUAUGUGGUUAUUGAUUGGAGCAGUUGUUCAUGUGUUGGGCACCAAUGCAGAUUUUUUCUUAGGAGCGCAUUCGUGCAUUCGCAUAAAUUAUAGUUACUUAAUAGUUGGGAAAGUCAAAUUGGGUGACUAUAAUGGGUACAAGAUUAAUAGAUUGGAAGCUGGACCUAACUGGGAAGGCGAGAAAGGGACAAAAAUGAUUCGGGAAUGUUGGACUUAUUAUGCUAAAACAAUUAAAGACAUUUAUGUCUCUUGCUCAAAAAGUCGUCAUAGAGGAGAAAGUCAGAGCGCUAAAAGUUUCAGGGUUGAGAUGUAUCUUUGGCUAAAAAACAAAACCAAAGAAGCAGAUGGGUCUAUUCGGCCAGAGGGAAGACCUUGA
This is a messenger RNA of Ambispora gerdemannii, 580 nucleotides long. The record is from the annotation of a GenBank genome assembly. NCBI's taxonomy places the organism in Eukaryota, Fungi, Glomeromycota, Glomeromycetes, Archaeosporales, Ambisporaceae.